This is a messenger RNA of Dracunculus medinensis (Guinea worm), 747 nucleotides long. Lineage: Eukaryota; Metazoa; Nematoda; Chromadorea; Rhabditida; Dracunculidae. The record is from the annotation of a GenBank genome assembly.
AUGUUUCUCACUCGCAGUGAAUAUGAUCGAGGAGUGAAUACUUUUUCACCUGAAGGACGCCUUUUUCAAGUGGAAUAUGCAAUUGAAGCCGUUAAGCUUGGAUCAACAAGUAUUGGAAUUCGAACAAAUGAAGGUGUUAUUUUAGCUGCCGAAAAGCGAGCCACUUCUAAACUUAUGGUGAACGAUGCAAUCGAAAAAGUAUCCAAAGUUGAUUCUCAUAUCGCAGUAACAUUCGCUGGUCUUAUUGCUGAUUCGCGAACACUUGUUGAACGUGCUCAAAUCGAAGCUCAGAACUUUUGGUUUACUUAUAAUAGGAAAAUACGUGUAGAGGAUGUGACAAUGUCGGUUGCUAAUCUUGCUUUACAGUUUGGUGAUGAUGAUGUCAAGGCAUCGAUGUCUCGGCCAUUUGGGGUUGCGAUGUUGUUUGCUGGAGUUGAUCAGGAUGGACCUAGAUUAUUCCAUCUAGAUCCAUCUGGAACUUUUAUUGAUUGCUUGGCUAAGUCGAUCGGUGCAGCAUCGGAUGGUGCUGAACAAAGUUUAAAAGAACUUUAUUUUGAGUCGAUAUCGCUAGUAGAAGCAGAAAAAGUUGCAUUAACUAUACUGAAACAAGUAAUGGAAGAAAAAUUGACUAGUUCAAAUGUGGAAAUCGUCGUUAUAACACCAACAAAAGACGAAAAAGGUCGAAAGACAGGACGAUUCGAACGUCUUAGUAAAGAACAACUCGAAACUCUUGUAAACGAUUUGUGA